GCCUAUGUCAGGAAGCUGGGCUGCAAUGUGGGUGAGAGGCAGGCCUGUCGCAUGUGUCCUGGGAUGCCACAAGCCCAAAGCUAGCCCUGGAGCAGAGAGCACUGUCCUUUCUCUAGCGGGGGGCUCACCUGGCUCCCGGGCGGGGACCUCCAUCUGCAGCAAGGCAGCCAUCGCGGGAGCACCCAGCCUUGGGUGCAUCUUUCGCUCCUGAGUCUUCAGCGUGGAGCCCAAGGGAGAAAUCCCAGGACAGCAGUGACUACCGAGCAGUCCGAGACACGCAGGAGCAAACCUGGAGAUGAGACCUGGAGAAAGCUGGAGCCACGCUGACCUCGGGCGCUGCGAAGGAGCCGACUCUGUCCCAGAAAACCCCGCCAUCGACGUGGACAAGGACGAUGGGGCUCUUCAGGUCUGCCGUGUCUGUGGAGACAAGGCCAAUGGCUACCACUUCAACGUCAUGACAUGUGAAGGGUGCAAGGGCUUUUUCAGGCGGGCCAUGAAACGUAACGUCCGGCUGAGGUGUCCCUUCCGCAAGGGCACCUGCGAGAUCACCCGGAAGACCAGGCGACAGUGCCAGGCCUGCCGCUUGCGCAAGUGCCUGGAGAGUGGCAUGAAGAAGGAGAUGAUCAUGUCCGACGCGGCGGUGGAACAGAGGCGGGCCUUGAUCAAGAGGAAGAAGAGGGAGAGGAUCGAGGCUCAGCCCCCCGGGGUGCAGGGCCUGACGGAGGAGCAGCAGGAGCUGAUCCGGGUGCUGAUGGACGCCCAGAUGAAGACCUUUGACACCACCUUCUCCCAUUUCAAGGAUUUCCGGCUGCCAGCGGUACUUAGUGGUGGCUGUGAGAUCCCAGAGUUUCUGCAAGCCUCACUGAUGGACGACCCCGCCACGUGGAGCCGGAUUAAGGAAGACCUGAGUCCUCUGAAGAUAUCUCUGCAGCUGCGGGGCGAAGAUGGCAGCGUCUGGAACUACAAGCCCCCAGCCAAAAACGAUGGGAAAGAGAUCAUUCCCCUGCUGCCCCACCUGGCCGAUGUGUCAACCUACAUGUUUAAGGGGGUCAUCAACUUUGCCAAGGUCAUCUCCUAUUUCAGGGACCUGCCCAUUGAAGACCAGAUCUCCCUGCUAAAAGGGGCUACCUUUGAGAUGUGCAUCCUGAGGUUCAAUACCAUGUUCAACACCGAGACUGGGACCUGGGAGUGCGGAAGACUGGCCUACUGCUUCGAAGACCCUGAAGGUGGUGUGCAGAAACUGCUCCUGGAUCCUUUGAUGAAAUUCCACUACAUGCUAAAGAAACUACAGCUUCACAAAGAGGAAUACGUGCUGAUGCAGGCCAUGUCCCUCUUCUCUCCAGACCGCCCUGGCGUGGUGCAGCGCGGCGUCGUGGACCAGCUGCAGGAGCGAGUGGCCCUCACCUUGAAGGCCUACAUUGAGUGCAGCCGGCCCUAUCCUGCCCACCGGUUCUUGUUCCUGAAGAUCAUGGCCGUCCUCACGGAGCUGCGCAGCAUCAACGCCCAGCACACCCAGCGGCUGCUGCGCAUCCAAGACACGCACCCAUUUGCCACCCCGCUCAUGCGGGAGUUAUUCAGCAGCACCGACGGCUGAGCCGCUGCCCCUGGGUGGAGCCUCUGCGGGACAGAGACUCAGAGCUCUCGGAACUGCUGCUUCUGGGGCUAAGCAGAUGGACACACCCCGUGAUGUGACUACAGCUGGCUAGUAUUCUAGGCAGGGGACACAGGUGUACCCGGACCCCAGUGCAGUCUGUACAGAGUUCUGGCCUGUAGGUUAAUGCCGAUCCGAGAUAUAAAGCUGCUUUUCCCCUGAAAAGGCCCAGUGGUUGGGAAUAUCCACCCCCCUCCCCAAAUUCCAAUUCCCACCAGGAGGGAAAGGAGUGAUCAGGGUAGACCAGUUGAGGGUCUACACCCCCUCUCCACUCAUUCCCACCCCCACACCCCAGCCUCCUCCUGAGCUGCUUGUGCCUGAUCUGUGGGUGCAGUACAGUCUUCUGGAGAAGCUGGGUGGCCCGCAUCUAGUACCAGAAGCUUGUCGGGACCCCGUCCAAGGCUCAUGAUUGGGGAUCCCUGUAUCUGGUCACAAUGUCAAGCGCUGACAAUAUGCAACCUGCUGGACCCCAAGGUGUUGAUAAUGAAGGACAAGCUGAAAAAGCUGUCGUUAACCAGCAUCUGUUAUCACAGCUGACCUGGACUCCAAGUGACAUGUGACAUAAGGCCAAGAAACACCGCAUGGAUGCUGAGCUGCCCGGGGGAUCUGUGGGUAUUGAGGACCCCAAGUGAGGUUUCCCAGGACAUGUGCUCGUGGGAGGGAGGGUACCCGUGUAGAUGGGUUUGUUCCCAGCUGACUGGGGCCUGGGUUUGUGGCAGGGUUGUGGUGACAUUUAAUAAAUGUGCUAAGAGCAGA
This is a messenger RNA of Jaculus jaculus (lesser Egyptian jerboa), 2407 nucleotides long. It is a transcript of the gene Nr1i2, whose product is annotated as nuclear receptor subfamily 1 group I member 2. The transcript has 9 exons. Gene Ontology annotation, molecular function: zinc ion binding; nuclear receptor activity; RNA polymerase II cis-regulatory region sequence-specific DNA binding. NCBI's taxonomy places the organism in Eukaryota, Metazoa, Chordata, Mammalia, Rodentia, Dipodidae. The coding region runs from base 296 to 1594 and encodes 432 amino acids. Gene Ontology annotation, biological process: negative regulation of transcription by RNA polymerase II; cell differentiation; positive regulation of transcription by RNA polymerase II. The record is from RefSeq and is a predicted model, not a curated record.